This is a messenger RNA of Solea senegalensis (Senegalese sole), 1263 nucleotides long. Its product is annotated as kunitz-type protease inhibitor 1-like. The coding region runs from base 327 to 1142 and encodes 271 amino acids. Lineage: Eukaryota; Metazoa; Chordata; Actinopteri; Pleuronectiformes; Soleidae. The record is from RefSeq and is a predicted model, not a curated record. The transcript is spliced from 3 exons.
UGACUAAGCGUCAGGUGGAGCCGGUUGAUUUCACUUGAUGGAACGACUUGGAGCUAGAUCGGGAAGUGGAGCUUAGUCAAGCUUCAAGCUUACACCUAAGUCUGUUGAUGGAAUACCCCCCAGAUUAACAGCUGACGAACACAAACACAUCGUCACUGGCGGGUUGGUCUUUCGGUGUGUGCGAGCAGUGAGACACACCCGAGUGACGUCACUGGCGGUGGGCGGUGUCGUGUUGCUCUUCCUGUGUGUGUGAGCAGGUGAAGAGACGCAGCAGCGGCUUCACGCUCUCACUCUUCUUCACUCACUCACACUGAGUGCAGGUGAAAAUGACGCCAUCUUCCUCUUCCUCCUCUAACUACCUGCCGCUGCCGCGUCGCUUCCUCUUCCUCGUCCUCGUCCUGUUGCCGCUGCUGCGGCGGGACGGAGCGGCAGAGGACGCGGUGUGCGGCGACACUUUCCGCUCCACUCAAAACGACUUCGUACUGGACGCGGAGGACGCGGCUAUGGAGGGAGCGGCUCUGCUGGCCACUGCGCAUGUGCAGUCCCCGGACGAUUGUCAGCGCGCCUGCUGCGGGAAUCCGAGCUGCGACCUCGCGCUCCUGCAGCCGCGUGCCGCCGCAGCGGUAGCGGCAGCGUCAGCGGCGGAGAACCGCACCUGCGCCCUCUUCAGCUGCGUCCACAGAAACCGUUUCGUGUGCAGGUUCGUAAAUCAGGCCGGAUACCACAGCUACAUCAGAGAGUCCGUGUUCCGGAAACACCUGGCGGGACCGACGGGGACAGGGGAACCCAUCGCCAACGCAGGACGUGAUGUCAUCGUCCAGCCCGGCAAGACGGUCACGCUGAACGGCAUCGAGAGCCUGGCUCUGGGCGACGCCCACAUCAGCGACUACCACUGGAGUGUGCUGAGCGGUCAGAGCGGCAUCAACAUGGAGAAGACAGAUUUACCUGACCAGGUGAGCGUCUCUGACCUGCGACCAGGACACUACGUCUUCCAGCUGACCGUCACUGACUCCAACAACCAAUCAGACGAUGCCAAAGUCUCUGUCCUCGUCCUCGGGCCAGAGUUAUCCAGCUGUGAGUACACACACACACACACACACACGUUGGUCAUUCAUGACUUGAGGGGACAUUGCAUUGACUGAGGCUACGUUUACAUGAUGACGGUCUGAACAGAAGACACAAAAGUGGUGUCGUCACUUUUUAUCCCGUGUUUAGAUUUAGGAAAUCUGCGUGCUGACGCAAAACGUACGCGACGUGAGCAGA